This is a messenger RNA of Marchantia polymorpha subsp. ruderalis, 4241 nucleotides long. Lineage: Eukaryota; Viridiplantae; Streptophyta; Marchantiopsida; Marchantiales; Marchantiaceae. The record is from the annotation of a GenBank genome assembly.
GCAUUGAGCCACAGUGGGCUGAACUCGCUCCGCCCUGCAUCUCCCUUCUCCACGCUCCGUCCUCGCGCAGCUCCGCCCGGGCAAAGGCCCAGCGCCACUCUCGCCUUUAUUGGUGAGCUUUAGCUCUCGCCCUGAGCUCCGGUUUGUCGCUGUUUGUCUCGGACAGGCAGCGGCCUCGCCCUGGCCUCUCGAGUCUCCCUCUCUCCCUUUCCCCCCUCCCUCCCGUCCAACAAUGUCGCUCCUGUCCUCCCCCCCCACCUCUUCCUCCUCCUCCUCCUCCUUCUCCUCCUCAUCGCCCCGUCCGUGGUCGACGAACCUCACCAAUUCAUCGAUCUUUCCACUCUGACUUCUCCACAUUCUGCUCUACGUCGCGUUCUGGGUCCAAUUCGUCGACACUAAUCCAUCACUGGAAAAAAACAUAAGGACUCCCAUUUUCGUUCCUUUCCCUUUCUCCCUCCUCUGCUCUCGAGUUCUCUUCUUUCUCUUCCUGUUGGUGCAUCUCAUGGUAUCGACUCGAAACCUCAGCAGUGCGCGCGCAUCGAGCAGAGGAGCAGGAGCGGGCUCUGGACGGAUGAGCUGCUGCGAGCACCUCUUCUCUCCCAGCAGCAGCAGCAGCAGCGACACCAGCAACGCGAGUCCGAUGGAGAAUCCGAUCAUGGAAGCCAACAGGACCGUCUCGACGAGAGAGACGUGCUGCUCGCGUCGCGCUGCUGGCGUGGUUUGAACCAAUUUGCCCCUGUGUUCGCGUGAUCCGCCACGACGGCGAAGGAUACUGAACCAGAGGGGGUGGGCUGGGGGGCCUCGGGAGCAGCCAAGAGCGGGAUGUUGCUCGAGACCGCCCUGGCAGACUUCUCAUGCGAUGAAUCGCGCGGUCUCGCCCCGCCCGGGACGAUUCCGUUCUCAUGGGAAGCAAUGCUGGGCAAACCCCGGUCCCCACCCCAGAGCGAAUGCAGUGGAGACCUGUCCACUGCGUCGUCCCCCGAUGUGACGAUUCAGCCAAAGCACCACCUUCACCAUCGUCAUCGUCAUGAUCAUCAGCAGCACGACCUCUACAACAGCGGUGGCAGCAGCAGCAGCAGGCAUUACUCGGUUGAGCCCCUGGCCAAAACCCUGCACAGACAGUACUCGGGCGAGCUCUUGCCUCGGUCGCGAAAAAGCCCUCAAUCUCGACAGUCGUCGCCCGCUGCGGACUCCAGGCCUCCUCCUUCCCACGGGGGCAGGACGUUCGGGAAAUCCUCGUCUUCGAAUCAGCUGCUGGAUCUGCUCGGCCAUCACCGAGGCUCAGCCAGCACCAGCACCAGCACGCAUUCGCACUCGACGACUCAGAGCGAGUACCAUCGGCGGACUCUGAGCUCGGCGGCGGACGAGAACUCGAGGAGGCACGGGAACCACAUGGCGUACGCGGGGGACGCAGGCAUUGCGCCUCUCGAAUGGGAGUCGCAGCCCGGCGGCAGGCCGCAGUCCUCCUCGUCCUCGUCCUCGUCGGGAGACGCGUACCGCGCCGGCAGCAGGAAUGGUGGCGCCAUAAGCAUGCAGCCGCUGCAGCUGCCUCCGUCGCGGCUGAUGCUGAUCAAAGAAUCCGAUCAAGCCGAAUGCUCGAAUUCGUCCAGCCCCGGCUCGCAUCGCUCGCGAAGCGGGCCGUUCUCUCCCGAGGGCGGCGGCGGCGGCGGCAGCAGCAGCAGCAGAAGGCAUCACGCGGUGCCGAAGCAGGGCAGGUUCUCGGGUCCGCUCUCUCCCCAGCAGCAGCAGCACAUGCCGAUGCAGCACCAUCUGAAGGUGUACCCGGGCGACAUUAUCCGGAUCUCGAGAAUGGGCUCGUUCGAGGCCUCGAACCAUCACAGCAGGCACGAUUCUUACGGCAGCGUGGAGUCCGAGGAGAAAUUCUACGAGGAUGAGUCGCCCGUCAGCACUCUGGAGCGCUUGCCCAGUCCGGUGGGCGGACUGCACGACGAUCAUUCGAGCCACCACGAGUACCCCGGCGACACGCCGCGCCGAGGGUCGGCGGCGCGCCCCAACUCCUCGGCCUCGGCCUCGCCCCUCACGGACACGCGAAUCUCUCUGGACUCGUCGGCCUGCUCGUCGUCGCGCGCGACAGCCAGCGGCGCCACGCUCCGAUGCCUGCCGAGCUUCCAUUCCGCGUCGCUGCACUCGUCGGCCCCUGCCGCGAGCACCAGCUCGUCGUCCAAUUUCAUGGCCAGCUGCCUCGUCGCGCUCGAGGUGGUUCUGCGCAGCGAUCGCGAGGACGAGGACGAGGACGAGGAGCAGGAGCGUGAAUUGGAAGACGACGCGGACGACGCGACCUCGGAUCGGCACGACGACAGCUUCGUGUCGCUGGAAUCGGGCGAGCACCCCGACCAUCUGCGCGGCGCCAGGUUCGCGCGGUCCCCCGUCAGGGCGCAAAGCCACGGGCACGACUCGGAGCUGCGCCGCCGCGAAACCAGCCAUCGAUGGUCGGGCUCGCGCUCGCAGCUCGAGCCCGAGUACCACACGAUGGAUUUCUACAGCGAGAACGGCGACGAUCGGUACAAGCUGAGCUCUGCGUCGUCGCGCAGCUUCUCCGUCGGGAGGACAAGCACCGACGCGACGAGUUCGCCGCAGAGCCUCGUGUCCACGCUGAGCCAACUGUCGCGGCCGAGGGGUCGGCGCCAUCGCUCGAGCGACCCGCGCCGCAGCCUGGACGAGUACUCGUGGAAGGACCGCCGGUUCCUGCAGGACCAUCCGAGCUCGUGGGUGGAGGAGGACGAGGACGAGGAGCAGGGCGGCGGCUUCCGCAGCAGCAACGUGAGCAGCGACUGCAACAUGAGCUUGGCCGGCCGCCUCCAGGACGUGUUCUGGGACGAUCAGCAGUCGGACAUGAACUCCGAGCGCGCCGAGGAAGUGGUGCGCGGCGCUGUGGACGGGCUGCGGUUCACGUACUCGCCUGUGUCGUCGGCCUUCGUCUUCACGAGGCCGCCGAACUCGCAGUCGUCGCAGUUCGAGAAUGGCGAGCUGCCAGAGAAUCGCGUCAUCUGCUACUCGCCGCCCAACACCGUGGACACGGAGAUUUCGCAGCGCUUCUCCAUCUCGCUCGACUACGCCACGUCCAUCUGCAGCGAGGACUCGCUGCCCUACUCCAUCGCCCGAUCGUCCGACGUCACGGAGCUCGGAAUCUCGCGCGCCGAAUCGUGGAGCAAAAUCGCUCGGGGCGCCUCGGCCGUCUCCCUCGCGCAGCACUAUCAUCGUGACUCUGCCUCGGGCCUGCUGGACCGCCGCGCCGGCUAUGGUGUCGUCGUGGUUGAAGAUUCCGGUGCGGCCUUCUACGACGCACCCGAGGCCGACCCCCUCGAUGCCUCUCGACCGGAGCCCGUCGUUCGCAAGCGCCCCACCAAAAAAUCAGGAUUGGCCACUUGCCUGCCUUUCCGAUCCAUUUUGAGGAACUUCAAGGCCUUCAGUCCCGGUCGGUCACGACUAGGGCCUCAAUGCGAGUGCAACAAGCAACAAUCGCCGAUGAACUGGACCCCUGCCCAAACAGCAGUAUCCCAUUGAGGAGUAGUCGCUGUUGCUCAGUGUUAUGUACAGUAAGACCUUCGUCCUGCUAAUCUGGAAAGGAGCUCGUUUUCACGUGUAGAAACUUAACAUCACGGUUUUUCAUACCAUUUGGGCGUUGCGCCUCAAAAUGCUUGCUUUCACGGAUUUGCUUUGCGCCGUAUCAUCAACCAUCCCCUGCCGAUCUAUCGCUGGAGGCUGCCACAGACAUCACCAGGCCACCUACCUACUACUACUCUACUGCAACUACUACGCCAGUGGCUGGCUGUCUGCAAGCGGCCUUCCAAGAUGCGUUGUUUGUCAAAUCGUCACAUCUUAAAGGGUUCAUGGGUCCGUGGAAAAUACAAUUGUCUAUCAGAUAGCCGAUCAGAUCGAUCCAUGGGUUGAUCGGGUCGAACGAUUCGCCGGGACAUCUUUCCAGAAGUUCGUAGAACGGAGAAACAUUCAGUCAGUCACCUCCUUUAGUUCAUGUGAAAAUCUUGAGUACAAAGUCUCGAGAUUAGCGAGACCUAUUCUGGCACCCACUCACUUACUUUUGGCUGGCUUGAAUCCAUGCCAUCCGUCUAUUCCAUCUCUUCCCGUCGACGUCAUUACUAGCACCGUCGCUGCUGCCACUGCCGCUGCUGGAGUACAGUUUUGUAUGUAUCGUCUAUGUAAGUAAUAUCUUCUAAGAAACACGAUAUGAUAUGUGAAGCAAUCACUCUCUCUAUCAUCUC